GCGCUGGAGGCCCAGGACCUGAGCCCGAGGAAGGGGGCGCGCCACGGCCGGCACGGCGGCGCCGGCGAGGCGGCGGGCCACGCCCUGGGGGCCCUGCAGGUCGAGACGAAUAGCUCAGCGCCGGAUCAAACGGCAGCGCCGGCCACGAGGACUCCAGCAAGCCCCAGCAUGCAGCAGAAAGCCGACAAGCACGCCGCGGACUACAACUACCAGGUCUCCGACUUCCAGAUGGCCGGGUCCCAGGCCGGGUACCUCAAUUUCAUCAAGAAGUACCCCGCCACCCGCUCGCCGGGCCCCGCCGGGUUCCCGUACAAGUUCGACUGGAUAGUCCACAGGAAGAGGGAGCUUGCGAACCUCAGCAAGGGCGAGGACCCAUACGCUGUCUUCUCGUCGAUGGAGAUUCAGUUGGCCUGCCAAUGUUGA
Molecule: messenger RNA, 423 nt
Organism: Prorocentrum cordatum
Lineage: Eukaryota; Dinophyceae; Prorocentrales; Prorocentraceae
Source: the annotation of a GenBank genome assembly